UUGACCAGAUUGGGUUUAUGAAUUGGUAGUUCAAAAUCUUCCAAAUCUUAAAUUAAAUCGAAAAGAGAGUGUGAUUGAAUCCGAAAAUCAAUUCGAAACCAGCUCAGAUAAGAAAGAUUCACAAAAAAGAUACAUUGAUAAAAGAGAGUGACUGAAUGGGGAAUUCAAUUCGACACCGGCAAACACAAGAAGAGAAUUAUACAAACAGAAGCAUAAACAUUGUGGAGGCUGCGGUCUUAGGGAAGAUACAAGAUUUCGAGAGUAUGUAUGUUAUAUGUACAGAAAUCUUCGAGCUUACGAUGUUGGAGGAUAAAAUUAGAAUACUUAAAGAGAUGUUGGAUUUCACGAGAGACUUGAAAAUGGAAGACAUGAGCAGACUAAAAUAUUUUAUGGCUGACUUGGUCGAGUUGGCUCAAGAUGUCAUGGACAUAGACAUUUACAGUUUCCUUCAAAUUCUCAAAGUUGAGAAACUUGAAGAUGAGAUCAAGAUGACAAAGAUGCGGAUGAUAAACUUUGGAGCUGUUGAGAAAAAUAUUGGAGACGAAAAAGAAGAAGAAGAAGUUGUGGUGGGAUUGGAGGAACACGUUAAGAAUUUUGUUAAGAGUGUGAUUUUAAAAAAUUCUCAUGACUUGCAGAUUAUGUCUAUAAAAGGCAUGAUUGGUAUCGGGAAGACAACUCUGGCCAGACAACUGUACAAGGCCGGGGCUGGCCAGUUCCAGCGUCAUGCUUGGGUAUGCAUUUCUAGUGACAUGAGUAAGAAAGAGAUACUUAUGAAACUGAUACAGCAAAUGGUGGUAGGAUAUGCCGAAAGAAAGCCGUCAUUGGAAGAAAUGGACAACCGAAGUCUCCAACAGAUGCUUGUCUGGUACCUGCGAGAAUUUUCAUAUUUCAUAGUUUUGGACAAUAUGCCGAAUGAAAUGGGAUUGAAGUCCAUCUUGCAAGGUCUUCCAUCUGAAGGUAUAUAUCUCCAUCCGUUUUGUUCAUCUUAGAAACAAACAAAGAAAGUUUUCUUUUAUGACUAUA
Molecule: messenger RNA, 1023 nt
Organism: Salvia hispanica
Lineage: Eukaryota; Viridiplantae; Streptophyta; Magnoliopsida; Lamiales; Lamiaceae
Source: RefSeq, a predicted model, not a curated record